AACAAACUUAUUGCGUGCACUAGCCGACAUGUUUAUAAAUUGAUGAUAUCCCAAGACAUCUUCAAAAUAACAACCCUCAUCCAUUAUUUGUCUUCUUAUUGAACACCUGAACAAUGGCAUUUCCCGAACCUCGAAACACUGGCAUGGUCUACCGCCGACUUGGCCGAUCUGGUCUACAUGUGUCAGCUAUCAGUCUGGGUAGCUGGAUGACCUAUGGAGGAUAUACCGACGACGAGGCCUCAUUUGCUUGUAUGAAGAAAGCGUACGACCUGGGAAUUAAUUUCUUCGACACCGCCGAAAAUUACACAGCAGGUCAGGCGGAAAUUGUGAUGGGUAAGGCUAUCAAGCAUUACAAAUGGAAGCGAAGUGACCUCGUUAUCAGCACGAAAAUGAACUGGGGGGCUGUGAACGGAGAGAUUUUGGUCAAUAAUCACGGGCUAUCGAGAAAACACAUUAUCGAAGGACUAGAGGCCUCGUUGGAGCGCCUUCAGCUCCGGUAUGUGGAUAUCGUUUACGCUCAUCGGCCUGACAGGUUGACUCCCAUGGAGGAGGUUGUCAGAGCAUUCAAUCAUGUCAUUAAUCAGGGUCUGGCUCUGUACUGGGGUACCUCUGAGUGGAGUGUCGAUGAAAUCACAGAGGCUGUUGGAAUUGCCCGUGAUUUACGGAUGAUUGGACCCAUCGUCGAGCAGCCCCAGUAUAACAUGCUGGUUCGAGACAAGGUUGAGGGCCAGUUCCAGCGACUGUACGAGCGUGUCGGUUUAGGGCUUACUACAUUCAGCCCUAUAAAAACUGGGAUACUAUCAGGAAAGUAUAACGAUAUUGUUGAUGGUCAGCUCCCCAAAGACUCACGCUUUGGGAGUAGCAAGGACGGCUUUGCGGAUUUUAUGCGCAGUCGCGUUGGCACUGAUAGCUGGAAAGAAGAGAUUGAGAUGGUGCGCAGCUUGAAGCCGAUUGCAGAUCGCUUAGGCAUCAACCAAAGCCAGUUGGCUGUUGCUUGGUGCCUGAAGAACCCAAACGUCAGCAGCGUUAUUACGGGUGCUAGCAAUCCGGAGCAGCUGGAGGAGACUGUGGCCGCUCUCAAGGUGCUGGAUAAGUUGACCCCCGAGGUUAUGGAUGAGAUUGACGCUAUUACGAGGAACAAGGUUACUCUUGAUCCUGCUCGAUAUGGCUGAAGACAGAAUAUUGCAAUUAUUUCGCAUUAGAUGGAGAAUACAGUCUGCUAUCCU
Ilyonectria robusta is the source of this 1226-nucleotide messenger RNA. Its product is annotated as NADP-dependent oxidoreductase domain-containing protein. The transcript is spliced from 3 exons. The record is from RefSeq and is a predicted model, not a curated record. NCBI's taxonomy places the organism in Eukaryota, Fungi, Ascomycota, Sordariomycetes, Hypocreales, Nectriaceae. The coding region runs from base 114 to 1172 and encodes 352 amino acids.